Molecule: messenger RNA, 570 nt
Organism: Chiroxiphia lanceolata (lance-tailed manakin)
Lineage: Eukaryota; Metazoa; Chordata; Aves; Passeriformes; Pipridae
Product: dephospho-CoA kinase domain-containing protein-like
Biological process (GO): coenzyme A biosynthetic process
Molecular function (GO): ATP binding; dephospho-CoA kinase activity
Source: RefSeq, a predicted model, not a curated record
UGGUGCAGCCCCAUUCCAGAGGCCCACCAGCAGAUCCUGUGGUACUUUGGACUCCUGGAGAACGGCGAGAUAAACUGCGAGGCUCUUGGGAACAUGAUCUUCUCCCAGCCGGAGAAAGGGCGGCUGCUGAACUCCAUCACCCACCCUGAGAUCCUGAAGGAGAUGCUGAAGCAGAUCCUGAAGUACUUUGUGCUCGGAUACCGCUACGUGAUCCUGGACAUCCCUCUGCUCUUCGAGACCCGCGGGUUGACAAAGUUUAUGAGAUACAUGGUCUUGGUUUAUUGUGACCCCCCAGCACAGCGCGCGCGGCUGAUGAGGUGGAACGGGCUGGACGUGGCCGCAGCUGACGCCCGGAUCAGCUCCCAGAUCCCACUGGAGGAGAAGCUCCAGAGGGCAACUCACGUCAUCGACAACUCGGGGGACAGAGAGAGCACCUGCCGGCAGGUGCUGUGGCUCCACACCUGCCUUGAGGAUGCCCUGGAUUUCCUCUGGGCCCGGCUGGCGGUGGGCACGGCCGUUGCCGGGCUCGGGGGACUGGUGUUCCUCCUCCUGCAGCAUCUCAUCUCCUAA